Molecule: messenger RNA, 699 nt
Organism: Akanthomyces muscarius
Lineage: Eukaryota; Fungi; Ascomycota; Sordariomycetes; Hypocreales; Cordycipitaceae
Exons: 3
Coding region: 1-699 (232 amino acids)
Molecular function (GO): GTP binding; GTPase activity
Source: RefSeq, a predicted model, not a curated record
AUGGCUGAUACUGGCAAUGGCCCCAAGCCCAGCAGCAGCGUCAAGCUGGUGCUUCUCGGCGAGGCUGCCGUGGGAAAGUCCUCCUUGGUCCUGCGCUUCGUCAACAACGACUUCCAGGAAAAUAAAGAGCCCACUAUCGGUGCGGCAUUCCUUACCCAGAAAUGCAAUCUUCCCACGCGGACAAUUAAGUUUGAGAUUUGGGAUACCGCCGGCCAGGAGCGAUUUGCCUCCCUCGCCCCCAUGUACUACCGAAAUGCUCAGGCUGCUCUGGUUGUCUACGACAUUACAAAACCAACAUCUCUCAUCAAGGCCAAGCAUUGGGUCGCCGAGCUGCAACGACAGGCUUCUCCCGGCAUCGUGAUUGCGCUUGUCGGCAACAAGCUAGAUCUCGCCAGCGAAUCUGCGAGCGGCGAUAGCGGCGACGACGGCGACGACUCAGGUGACGCUCGCAAGGUACCCACAGAAGAAGCCAAGGCUUAUGCGGAAGAGGAGAGUCUACUGUUCUUCGAGACCAGUGCCAAGACCGGUGUGAAUGUGUCGGAGGUGUUCACAGCCAUUGCCAACGCAAUCCCGGAGACCUCCCUAAAGAGCGCCCGCGGCGCCGGCACCACCAACACGGCCAGCCGCACCGGAGAAGAGCAGAGAGUUAACCUUGGAAACCCACAAGCGGCCGGAUCGAAGGAUGGAUGUGCUUGUUAA